AUGGCGGAUUUUGAAAAUGGUGAGCUGGAGAUGAUUGCAGAAGAAACAGAUGCGCAACCAUAUCAUGAAACUUUGCAUUCCAAAUUCCAAAAGCUUUUACCCAAUACACAAAGUGUACCAGUUUCUAUUCCCAUGGAGUCAUAUGAGAGAGAAACAAGUCUCGUUGGACAUGGUGGUUCAUUAUAUACUACACCAGAAACUGAUGAUUUGCAGCAGAAUAUAGUUGUAACAAGAAACAACAUAGAGGAGACCAAGAUAGAUAAAUUUUCAACUUUCGAGGGCACGGCUUCAAAUUAUUGGAAUAAAAGCUAUGAUAGCACAAAUGAACAUUUACUGAGAUCUGGACAAUUAGGAAUUUGUAACGAUCCUUAUUGUACUGCUUGUCCUACUUACUUCAAGUCUCCUCAGCUAGGAAAUCCAAAAGCUUGGAAUAAUCCUAAUCCGAAGAAUGCUCUUUAUGGGAAUGGCAAAGGUUUCUCAAUAUUUUUUUUUUCUUUAUGUUCAUCUCUUAUUCCUGGAGUUAUGAACCCUCACUCUAAAUUCAUCCAACAUUGGAACAAGGUUCUGGCCAGCGUUUGUUUGGUUGCAAUUUUUGUGGAUCCACUAUUUUUCUUCUUACUCUAUGUUCGGCAGGAUCGUAAUUGUAUAGUUAUCAACUGGAACAUUACAAAAGCACUUGUUAUAGUUAGAAGCAUGAAUGACUUCAUUUAUUUACUUCACAUUCUUCUCCAGUUUAGGUUGGCUUUUGUUUCUCCUGAGUCGAGGGUGGUUGGUGCCGGAGAUUUGGUUGCUCAUCCAAAGAAGAUUGCACUUCGUUAUCUGAAGGGUUAUUUUCUUCUUGAUUUAUUUGUUGUAUUUCCUCUUCCUCAGUCUCCAGCAGGAUUCAUAUUUGAGUCAGCAUGGGCAAAUUUCGUCAUAAAUCUUCUUAUUUUCAUGCUUGCUAGCCAUGUUGUUGGCUCUUGCUGGUACCUCUUCGCUUUACAGAGGGUUAAUCAAUGUUUCCGAAAUGCGUGCCAUAGUUCUAAUAUCCCUGGAUGCCUGACAUUCAUAGAUUGUGGACAUAGACAUGUUGUACUCAAUGAGCAGAGCCUAUCAUCAGACCAGUGGAACAACUAUCCAGAUGCUAUUGCAUGUUGGAAUUCCUCUUCCGGUGGUUCUUUUACUUAUGGGCUUUAUGCCAAUGCUGUACCUCUUACUACACAAAUAGAUAUAGUCACCAAAUACAUAUAUGCUCUAUUUUGGGGAUUACAGCAAAUCAGUACUGUGGCUGGUAACCAAACACCUAGCAUUUUUGUGUGGGAAGCCCUUUUUGCUAUUGCCAUCAUGGGAUUGGGACUUCUGCUUUUUGCGCUUCUCAUUGGAAACAUACAAAACUUUCUGCAAGGUCUUGGACGCAGGAGGCUAGAAAUGCAACUUAGAGGCCGUGAUGUUGAGCAAUGGAUGAGUCAUCGACGCUUGCCAGAAUACCUGAGAAGGAGAGUACGAGAGGCUGAACGGUAUAGUUGGACUGCAACAAGGGGAGUGAAUGAAGCAAUGCUAAUGGAGAAUUUUCCAGAAGACCUCCAAGUAGAUAUAAGACGCCAUCUCUUUAAAUUUGUUAAGAAAGUUCGAAUAUUUGCUCUGAUGGAUGAACCUGUCUUAGAUGCCAUUUGUGCAAGACUAAGACAAACAACUUAUAUUGAAGGAAGUAGAAUUUUGAGUUACGGUUCUGUGGUAGAUAAGAUGAUAUUCGUGGUGCGUGGUAAAUUGGAGAGCAUUGGAGAAGAUGGAACCAGAAUUCCUUUAUCCGAAGGGGAUGCUUGUGGUGAAGAACUCUUGACAUGGUAUCUUGAGCAUUCUUCUGUCAGUGCAGAUGGCAGAAGAGUAAGGCUUCCAGGACAGAAGUUGCUUAGCAACAGGACAGUAAGAUGCUUAACAAAUGUGGAAGCACUUGCACUCCGAGCAGCAAACCUUGAAGAAAUCACAAUCCUCUUCACAAGAUUCUUGCGUAGUUCGCGUGUUCAAGGAGCCUUAAGGUAUGAAUCACCUUAUUGGAGAUCCCUUGCAGCAAUCCGCAUUCAGGUUGCAUGGAGAUACAGAAUGAAACGACUAAGUCAUGAUAACUCCAAACUUUCAAAUUAA
Molecule: messenger RNA, 2121 nt
Organism: Sphenostylis stenocarpa
Lineage: Eukaryota; Viridiplantae; Streptophyta; Magnoliopsida; Fabales; Fabaceae
Source: the annotation of a GenBank genome assembly